UACUACGCAGCCGUCGCUCAGGAAUAGUAGACAAAUGUUCGUGGAAUUCAUGAGGAUGUGAAGAUAAAAAUGCACGUCUUUAUUCAUCUCUCACGUUAAGGAAUGUCAAAGUGGGUGAGCUUAAAUCGCUUCUUUUUAACCGAUCCAAUAUUUACCACCAUAAGUGCAGCUGACAUGUAAACACACUGCGCUCACAGUGUAACCAGCAGGUUUAUUUAAUUUAUGACAGGUUUAAAAUGCGAAUUUAUGAUACGCCUAUUAUUUAGUGGAGCAUACUUAAAUAUUUUGAUGACGCAUGUGGACUCAAUAAUCGCGACGCAGCAUUUAUUAAUUGCACGAAAAACAUUCAUUAAAUCGCAUAUACCUUUCGAAAGAGGAUGUCAUCGACGUAUGUAUUAUGUAAAGAAUAUAAAUAAAUUAUGUGGUCACUGGGCUGCAGCCUACUGUACAGGGAAACUGGAAAAACAACAUAUUCCGCGAAAAUCGCGUAAUACGCACAUACACUACAAUUAACAUUGCAACAGAUGGUGACUGACGCGCGCGCGUCAAGUACGGGCAGACAAGUUUGACCAUCGCAACGCUGCUUAAAUAUUAAGUCUGUGAUAUUGCAUUAUUAUUAGAUUAUGUGUAUUCCUUAGGUGACUAUUUCAACAGGACCAAAUGUCGACCAAUAACAACUUGAUGUCCAAAAAGAUCCGGACGGAAUACAUGAAGAAGUUCCGGGAUCCAAAGUGGGAGACAUUGUCGAAAUGUUAUGAGGACUGUGUGAAAUACAGACUGACCCGAAGGCUGAUGGAGCAGACUCAUAGACCGUUAUUUGAGGACGGAUGGGACAGCGGGUCUGACUCAAGUGGAAGGUCCAGUCCAAAGAUGUACAAGGUAAACCACUCAAAUGCCAAACAGUACACAUCUUCCUCAGAGUCCAAGAACAAGACCGCAGAGGUCCGGAAUUCCUGGAAGCCACAGGUGAAUGGGGAAGUUCACACGGAUACUAGUGCAGCCUUGGAAAGCUCAACCCCCAUAGAAAAUGGUUGCAAAGGCGCAAAAACUACAAACGGACCAUCGGAAUCUGUGACGACACGCCGUCCGAGACAUCGGGUGCCCCGUUCAGAACUGUGUUACCCUAAAAGGGAGCUGGACAGUGAUGAAUCACAUCUAUCUGUGUUAAGAAAACCAUCCAGGGCCAAGAGCCAACCACCAGGCAACACCAAGGACCGGAUAUCCAACCGUGACAACAGACGGUCUUUUAUCCAGUAUGAUUGGGCCGACAGGCAUAUUGAGACCAGGGACAGAAGGACACCAAACAUAAGAACAUCCAUGUCAGCAGGAGAGAUUCAUCGGGCCGACGUGGGCGUUCAGACUCGUAGAGAGUCGGAAAAACGUGGAAGAGGAUUAGAUCAACGCAGGGCAAGAUCAGCUGACCUGGAGAAGUGCCGUCGAUCAGAACUGUGUGUUGUGGAUGAGCGCUGGAUGACCGAGUACAUGCGCUGCUUCUCUGCUCGACUGAGAUAGACGGCUGAUCCCAGAUCAGUUUAUGUCAAUGGUUUUGAUAUGAGGUACAGGUCACAGGUAACAGAUCCCAAACCAGCACUACAGGACAAUUUUAAAAUAAAGUUGGGAAGAAUCAGAGGGAUUCUGAUUUGAAUUCCUUCACUUGUGAUAUGAGAAGAAUAAAAUGUAAUAAAAGGGAUAAUUCUGUAUUUUUGGAGACUGGCUACAAUCACUUUUUCAUGAAUGCAAAGAAGGAACAAACAUUUAUUUACUACACCAAAACACAUUUGCUAGUACACUUAUUGUGAUGUGUUUUGUUUACAAAAUAUUGUUUCCGCCUACAAUUUCAUGACCUUUAAUGGUCAUAAUGUUUCGUAUUCAGAUUGUUUGAGUGGACCAAACAAUUUAUAGAGAGAGACGUGAAAAGAGCUGUUCAUUACUUUUGUUUCCUCUCAUUUUCACUUUCUAGAGUCUUAGUUGCUCCAGCCUGGCUAUGUUAUAAGUUAAACUGCUUCAUAUGUAAGCUGAACACAUUCUUGCUCUUUUGAAUGUAAUUGAUUGACGUGGUUAUUUUGGUUUGUGCUUCUUUUAAUAGAUGGUCAAUGAAUUGGUGUUGAAAGAUGGUGUUAGAAGUGCAGUCUUGUCAUGAACUGUUCAGCCUGGUCUCAUGAACAUUACGUGACCAUGGCAAAAUUUUUAUGAAACAAAAUGACGUGCUUCAUUACACAUUUAGCUGCAGUUUCCCAGUGAAAUGUCCAGCAGGGGGCGCCAAACGCGAGUAAAAUGUUGUUGUAAUCAGACGAGGUUUUUAAAGUGAAUAUUAGAUGGAGGUUUUAAUGAGUAAAACGAUCCUCCCCUACCUAAAACUUUAACCAAUAGUAAUCGAAGAUCAAAUGCGGGGUAAACAAAACAGACAUCCUUACCCUGAACCAACACCUAAAUCUAACCGAUAGUGUCCAAUAUCAAAAGAUGCAUUGCAGUAAAAGUGUUUCGAUAUCAAAACAGCAGUGUGUGAUUAAUAGUGUGAAAAAUAAUUGUAUAUAAAGUCGUAAUCAACUGUUGUACUCGUGGUUUGUGUGAAAGCGAAUGAAAGGCACAGUUAUCGUAACGCCUCUAGUGUUCAUUUCACCAGGAAACUGCGGCGAAACGUAGAACGCGGCACGUAAAAGUCCGUUUGCAAAAAUGUUGUUGUAGUAACGGUCAUUCUGUGAGACUAGGUUGAAAAUGUUUUCUACAAAAAGGGAAAUUUCCCUUAACAGUCAUUAUUUAAAUCAUGUAUUUUCCAGUUUGUGCACACAUCAAAGAUGUCAAGUUAUCAAUAAUUUAAGGAGGAACAAACCGAGGGCUAGUCGAAGGCAAUCUGUUGAUCCUUGUGAAUGUGGCACAUUAUCGUACAUUGAGUUCAUUAUAUUUCUGAUGGUGCACAGAUUAUUUUCAAAAUACAUAUUUCUGGAUGUCUCAUGUAUAUAUUUGUAUGAUAUUUGCAUCUGAUCAGCACUGGACAUGUGACACUUUGAAUGAGCAGCAACACUUUAUUACCCUUAAUGAGUGCUCAAUUUGCUUUGCUAGUUGUAUUUUUAAUCUCCGUUGACUAUCUGGACAUUUACAUUUUUAUUUAUUUAUUUAUUCUCCCCUUUUCUCCCCAAUUUGAAAUUCCCAAUGCGCCCUAAGUCCUCGUGGUGGCGAUUAGCUCAAUCCGGGUGGCGGAGGACGAAUCUCAGUUGCCUCCGCGACUGAGACCGUCAAUCCGCGCAUUUUAUCACGUGGCUUGUCGAGUGCGUUACCGCGGAGACCUAGUGCGUGUGGAGGCUUCAUGCUAUUCUCCGCGGCAUCCACGCACAACUCACCACACACCUCACCGAGAGUGAACCACACAUUUUAGUGACCACAAGGAGGUUACCUCAUGUGACCCUACCCUCCCUAGCAAACGGUCAAAUUUGGUUGCUUAGGAGACCUGGCUGGAGUCACUCAGCACACCCUGGAUUCAAACUCACGACUCCAGGUGUGAUUGUCAGCGUCUUUACUCACUGAGCUACCCAGGCAUGUAAUAUGCUUUAUCAAAUGAUAUCAACUUGUUUUUUUGUCAGCAAUGUUUACAUUUUGACCACUGUAUUUGUACACGAGUACUCACACAGGUAAUUAUAUUUUCACCUUCACAACAGACAUGCCCUGAAUGCAUUGCAGUGAAUAAACUAUGUUUGAGUAAAAUCAUGUUCCCUCAAUAUUCUGUUCAUACCUUAAAUCAUAGUAUUCAAGCACACUUAAAUAUCCAUCUAAAAAUCUGUUAAAUUGUUGUUUAGGGGG
Molecule: messenger RNA, 3795 nt
Organism: Xyrauchen texanus (razorback sucker)
Lineage: Eukaryota; Metazoa; Chordata; Actinopteri; Cypriniformes; Catostomidae
Gene: ccsapa
Product: centriole, cilia and spindle-associated protein a
Exons: 3
Coding region: 661-1512 (283 amino acids)
Biological process (GO): regulation of mitotic spindle assembly
Cellular component (GO): centriole; ciliary basal body; cytoskeleton
Molecular function (GO): microtubule binding
Source: RefSeq, a predicted model, not a curated record